Rodentolepis nana is the source of this 588-nucleotide messenger RNA. The record is from the annotation of a GenBank genome assembly. NCBI's taxonomy places the organism in Eukaryota, Metazoa, Platyhelminthes, Cestoda, Cyclophyllidea, Hymenolepididae.
AUGCGCUCGCUGUCCCUUGAUACAAUUAAUGUCAACUACACUGCAGAUCAAUUUCUCGAAAUCUUCACUGAUGGGCUAUACAAUGAAAACCAAGCCAAACUUUGUGGAGAUGUUUUUCUCAACACUUCUCUUGCAACGCAGCUGCAAGACACAAUAGAUCUGCCUUCGAAAGAAGCUAACAUUUCGGAUGACAAACUGAAGUACUACCAAUUCCCAGGUUACACCCUGUACAAUCUACCUAAAUACCGGCAAGUUGCAAGUGGAAUUCUAACUGGAGUAAAAGAAGACCUCACCUCACACUACGACCUAAUCAAGAGUUUGGGCUCUACAAAAGACAAAUAAGACUUCAACGCCCACUCCACCAGAUGGGGCUACAAGGAUACAAACAUGGCUGGAAAGGAAAGUGAAGGCAUGCUAAACAGCAGAACUCUGGAACUUCUUUACAGCAAUGAGGAUCCGGCUACAUAUUUGCACUACAAUGGAACCAAAACAACUCCUGACUUACUCUUGGCUUCAAACGACAUCAGUGAACAUAUACGCUGCAAAAUAAUUGACGAUCCUGGUUCUGGUCACAAACAAAUCAUUGCU